Chrysochloris asiatica (Cape golden mole) is the source of this 4513-nucleotide messenger RNA. It is a transcript of the gene ROCK2, whose product is annotated as Rho-associated, coiled-coil containing protein kinase 2. The transcript has 31 exons. The record is from RefSeq and is a predicted model, not a curated record. Gene Ontology annotation, biological process: smooth muscle contraction; embryonic morphogenesis; mitotic cytokinesis. Bases 114 to 4211 code for a protein of 1365 amino acids. Gene Ontology annotation, molecular function: ATP binding; small GTPase binding; Rho-dependent protein serine/threonine kinase activity. Lineage: Eukaryota; Metazoa; Chordata; Mammalia; Afrosoricida; Chrysochloridae. Gene Ontology annotation, cellular component: cytoplasm; cytoskeleton.
ACAGUGGGCCCUGGCGAGUCCCCAUCCGGAGUGGGUGAUUCGGGGGGUGCUAGGCCCCGAGGCGGCUGGACCCCUGCGCGAGAGAGCAAGAGUGUGGGCCGGGUGGUGGCGGCAUGAGCCGGCCCCUGCCGACGGGAAAAAUGCCCGGCGCCCCCGAGGCCGUGCCGGGGGACGGGGCUGGCGCGAGCCGCCAGAGGAAGCUGGAAUCGCUGAUCCGAGACCCUCGUUCCCCCAUCAACGUGGAGAGCUUGCUGGAUGGCUUGAAUUCCUUGGUCCUUGAUUUGGAUUUUCCUGCUCUGAGGAAAAACAAGAAUAUAGAUAAUUUCUUAAAUAGAUAUGAGAAAAUUGUGAAAAAAAUUAGAGGUCUACAGAUGAAGGCAGAAGACUAUGAUGUUGUAAAAGUGAUUGGAAGAGGUGCUUUUGGUGAAGUCCAGCUGGUUCGUCAUAAGGCAUCACAGAAAGUUUAUGCUAUGAAGCUUCUUAGUAAGUUUGAAAUGAUUAAAAGAUCAGAUUCUGCUUUUUUCUGGGAAGAAAGAGAUAUUAUGGCCUUUGCCAACAGUCCCUGGGUGGUUCAGCUCUUUUGUGCCUUUCAAGAUGAUAAGUAUCUGUACAUGGUAAUGGAGUACAUGCCUGGUGGAGACCUUGUAAACCUCAUGAGUAACUAUGAUGUACCUGAAAAAUGGGCCAAAUUUUAUACUGCUGAAGUUGUUCUUGCUCUGGAUGCAAUACACUCCAUGGGUUUAAUACACAGAGAUGUGAAACCUGACAACAUGCUUUUGGAUAAACAUGGACAUCUAAAAUUAGCAGAUUUUGGCACAUGUAUGAAGAUGGAUGAAGCAGGCAUGGUGCAUUGUGAUACAGCAGUUGGGACACCUGAUUAUAUUUCACCUGAGGUUCUGAAGUCACAAGGGGGUGAUGGUUACUAUGGGCGAGAAUGUGAUUGGUGGUCUGUAGGUGUCUUCCUUUUUGAGAUGUUGGUGGGAGAUACACCAUUUUAUGCAGAUUCAUUGGUAGGAACAUAUAGCAAAAUUAUGGAUCAUAAAAACUCACUGUGUUUCCCUGAAGAUGCAGAAAUUUCUAAACAUGCAAAGAAUCUCAUCUGUGCCUUCUUAAUGGAUAGGGAAGUACGGCUUGGGAGAAAUGGUGUAGAAGAAAUCAAACAGCAUCCUUUCUUUAAGAAUGAUCAAUGGAAUUGGGAUAACAUAAGAGAAACUGCAGCUCCUGUAGUACCUGAACUCAGCAGUGACAUAGACAGCAGCAAUUUUGAUGACAUCGAAGAUGAUAAAGGAGAUGUAGAAACAUUUCCAAUUCCUAAAGCUUUUGUGGGAAAUCAGCUGCCCUUUAUAGGCUUUACCUACUAUAGAGAAAAUUUGUAUAUUCAGAAAAAACUGUACACAUUAGAAGAACACCUUAGCAACGAGAUACAGGCUAAAGAGGAACUAGAGCAGAAGUGCAAAUCUGCUAAUACUCGCCUAGAGAAAAUAACAAAGGAGCUAGAAGAAGAGGUUUCUUUAAGGAAAAAUGUGGAAUCAUCAGUAAGACAGUUAGAAAGAGAAAAGGCCCUUCUUCAGCACAAAAAUGCCGAAUAUCAGCGGAAAGCUGACUAUGAAGCAGAGAAGAAACGAAAUCUGGAAAAUGAUGUCAACAGCUUAAAAGAUCAACUUGAAGAUUUGAAAAAGAGAAAUCAAAACUCUCAGAUAUCCACUGAGAAAGUGAAUCAGCUCCAGAGACAACUGGAUGAAAUCAAUGCUUUGUUGAGAACAGAAUCUGAUACUGCAGCUCGGUUAAGAAAAACCCAGGCAGAAAAUUCUAAACAGAUUCAACUAUUGGAAUCUAACAAUAGAGAACUACAGGAUAAAUACUGCCUGCUAGAGACAGCCAAAUUAAAACUUGAAAAGGAAUUUAUCAAUCUACAGUCAGCCCUAGAAUCUGAAAGGAGGGACCGAUCCCAUGGAUCAGAGAUGAUUAACGACUUACAAGGUAGGGUAUCCGGCCUAGAAGAAGAUUUAAAGAAUGGCAAAAUUUUACUAGCAAAAGUAGAGAUGGAGAAGAGACAACUACAGGAAAAAUUUACUGAUUUGGAAAAGGAAAAGAGCAACAUGGAAAUAGAUAUGACAUACCAACUGAAGGUUAUACAGCAGACCUUAGAACAAGAAGAAGCUGAACAUAAGACAACAAAGGCACGGCUAGCAGAUAAAAACAAGAUCUAUGAGUCCAUUGAAGAAGCUAAAUCAGAAGCCAUGAAAGAAAUGGAGAAGAAACUUCUAGAGGAAAGGACUUUUAAACAGAAAGUGGAAAACCUGUUGCUGGAAGCUGAGAAAAGAUGUUCUAUAUUUGAUUGUGAUCUCAAACAGUCACAGCAAAAAAUAAAUGAGCUUCUUAGACAGAAAGAUGUGCUAAAUGAGGAUGUCAGAAAUUUGACAUUAAAAAUAGAGCAGGAAACUCAGAAGCGCUGCCUUACACAAAAUGAUUUGAAGAUGCAAACACAGCAAGUUAACACGUUAAAAAUGUCAGAAAAGCAGUUAAAACAAGAGAAUAAUCAUCUCAUGGAAAUGAAAAUGAGUUUGGAAAAACAGAAUGCUGAACUUCGGAAAGAAAGACAAGAUGCAGAUGGGCAAAUGAAAGAGCUCCAAGAUCAGCUUGAAGCUGAGCAGUAUUUUUCAACACUCUACAAAACACAGGUUAGGGAACUUAAAGAAGAAUGUGAAGAAAAGACAAAACUUUGUAAAGAAUUACAGCAGAAGAAACAAGAAUUCCAGGAUGAAAGGGACUCUUUAGCUGCCCAACUGGAGAUCACCUUGACCAAAGCAGAUUCUGAGCAGCUGGCUCGUUCAAUUGCUGAAGAACAAUAUUCUGAUUUGGAAAAAGAGAAAAUCAUGAAAGAACUGGAGAUCAAAGAAAUGAUGGCCCGACACAAACAGGAGCUUACAGAAAAAGAUGCUACAAUUUCAUCUCUUGAAGAAACUAAUAGGACACUAACUAGUGAUGUUGGCAAUCUUGCAAAUGAGAAAGAAGAACUAAACAACAAAUUGAAAGAUGCUCAAGAACAGCUAUCAAGGUUGAAAGAUGAAGAGAUCAGUGCAACAGCUAUUAAAGCACAAUUUGAGAAGCAGCUGUUAAAUGAGAGAACACUGAAGACUCAAGCUGUGAAUAAAUUGGCUGAGAUCAUGAAUCGAAAAGAACCUGUCAAGCGAGGUAGUGACACAGAUGUACGGAGAAAAGAGAAGGAGAAUAGAAAGCUACAUAUGGAACUUAAAUCUGAACGUGAAAAAUUGACCCAGCAGAUGAUCAAGUAUCAGAAAGAACUGAAUGAAAUGCAGGCUCAAAUAGCUGAAGAGAGCCAGAUCCGUAUUGAACUGCAGAUGACACUGGACAGUAAAGACAGUGACAUUGAGCAGCUACGGUCACAGCUCCAGGCCCUGCAUAUUGGUCUAGAUAGUUCCAGUAUAGGCAGUGGACCAGGGGAUACUGAGGCAGAUGAUGGAUUUCCAGAAUCAAGAUUAGAAGGAUGGCUAUCAUUGCCUGUGCGAAACAACACUAAGAAAUUUGGAUGGGUUAAAAAGUAUGUGAUUGUAAGCAGUAAGAAGAUCCUUUUCUAUGACAGUGAACAGGAUAAAGAGCAGUCUAAUCCUUACAUGGUUUUAGAUAUAGACAAGUUAUUUCAUGUCCGACCAGUUACACAGACAGAUGUAUAUAGAGCAGAUGCUAAAGAAAUUCCAAGGAUAUUCCAGAUCUUAUAUGCCAAUGAAGGAGAAAGUAAGAAGGAACAAGAAUUUCCAGUGGAGCCAGUGGGAGAAAAAUCAAAUUACAUUUGCCAUAAGGGACAUGAGUUUAUUCCUACUCUUUAUCAUUUCCCAACUAACUGUGAGGCUUGUAUGAAGCCCCUGUGGCAUAUGUUUAAACCUCCUCCUGCUUUAGAGUGUCGUCGCUGCCAUAUUAAAUGUCAUAAAGACCACAUGGACAAAAAGGAGGAGAUUAUAGCACCUUGCAAAGUGUAUUAUGAUAUUUCAACGGCAAAGAAUCUAUUGGUAUUAGCAAAUUCUACAGAAGAGCAGCAGAAGUGGGUUAGUCGGUUGGUAAAGAAGAUACCUAAAAAGCCUCCAGCUCCAGACCCAUUUGCACGGUCAUCUCCUAGAACUUCAAUGAAGAUACAACAAAACCAGUCUAUUAGACGGCCGAGUCGACAGCUUCCUCCAAACAAACCAAGCUAACUGCCUUCUAUGAAUGCAGUCAUUACUCAAGGUGAUCAUAUUCUUCCAGUUAAAACAAGACUGAUAUAUAUGAUGGCCCAAAAUUUAUUAAAAAGCUAUAUUUUCCUGAGAGACUUAUGUCUAUGCACAUAUUCAUAUAUGUGUUCUCCUUUUGUCUGCGGUAUAAAUUACACAUCUUGGAGAGAUUUCUGGACUCCUUUGAAGCAACAAGUUGAACCAACAGUGAUUGGUUGAUAGAGUAAGGAUACCAUACGCAGCCCUUCCUAACUGAUUUCAUAAAGCUCUCUUGGAAGUCACUCACA